CUACCAUCUGAUGUGAUAUACUAAAUAAGCUACUGGGUGAAAACAGAACCCUAUAGUCUUUCGCGAAAUACUGUUUUCUUUUUAAAAAGGCAAGUGGCUGGAUGCCCCAAUAACAUCACGGUCCUUUCAUGACAGCCGACGCGGACUUCACGGCUUGUUUUCCGCGCUGUGCUCGUAUCAGGAAUGUCGAUACUUUUGCUACGUUUGAUCUGAGACUUUUGAGGGAGCGACAUGUCAUUCAAUUUUGGACAAACCAGCGGUGGGGGCUUUACUUUUGGAACCCCUAAAACCAUUGCUUCAGCCACUGCUUCAGCCACUGGCUUUGGAUUGCAGACCAGUACUCCAGCUGGAGGGGGCUUCACUUUUGGGGCUGCAUGUCAACCUCAACCUCAACCUCAACCUCAACCUCAGGCAUUGGCUGGCACAUCUCAAAUAGCAGGACUCCUUGCACAGCCAACUACAAGUAAUGGCACCUCACAGGGUGGCUUUACCUUUGGUGCAAUGCAACAAAGCAGUGUUACUGGUGGAAGUGGAGGAUUUACAUUUGGCGCAUCCGCUCCAAAACUGGGUUUCAGCCAGCCUACAGCCUCUCAGCCUGUCACUAUAGGAGUGACUCUGGGAGGGCUAGUACCACCAUCCUCCUCCACCAGCACGGGUUUCACGUUUGGAGCCCUUUCUACCCAGACCACGUCUGCAAUCCAACCAUCUACUGGGGGCUUGAACUUUGGAGCGGCUAAGGUUCAAGCCACCACAGCUCUCCCAGCACAGACUACUCCUGCCCUCUCACUGGGUGGGCAAACCACAGGUCUCACUCUGGGAGCCACUGCACCAGCUUCCACAGCUUCUUCUACAGGAUUCAGCUUUGGGGUCAAGCCUGCAGUAACCCCAUCUCCUGCUACGACUACAGCUGUUAGCCUGGUUCCUGCAGGCUCUUCUCUGUUUGCCACCCCCAUAACAUCAGCACCAGCUACAGGCUUCACCAUAGGUGGUACAAUAACGGCAGCAGUACCUGCAGUGACUACAGCAGGCCCUGCCUCCACAGGCUUGUCACUCAAACCACUAGGAACUGCAGCUGCCAGCGCUGUCAUGACGGCUGCUGUUACCACAGUGGCUUCCACAAGCUUUUCACUGGGUUUGAAGCCUGCUGCAACUGCUGCUCCAAUAACUUCUGCAGCCACCAUCACUGCUACUGUUGCAGCCAGUGCUGCACCAGUGAUGUCAUAUGCCCAGCUGGAAGCUUUAAUCAAUAAGUGGAGUUCUGAGUUGGAGGACCAAGAGAGACAUUUCCUUCAGCAGGCCACACAGGUCAAUGCCUGGGACCGGAUGCUGGUAGAGAAUGGAGAAAAGAUUACAGCUCUUCAUAAAGACAUGGAGAAAGUUAAACUGGACCAAAGAAGACUAGACCAGGAGUUGGACUUCAUCCUGUCCCAACAGAAAGAGCUGGAGGAUCUUCUUGUCCCACUGGAGGAGUCUGUGAAGGAGCAAAGUGGUACCAUUUAUAUGCAAAAUGCUGAUGAGGAGCGAGAAAGAACGUAUAAGUUGGCAGAAAAUGUUGACUCUCAGCUGAAGAGAAUGUCCCAAGAUUUAAAGGAAAUCAUUGAGCACCUUAAUACAUCCAAUGGGCCAGCAGACACAAGUGACCCGCUGCAGCAGAUCUGCAAAAUCCUAAAUGCCCACAUGGACUCCCUUCAAUGGGUUGAGCAAAAUUCUGUUCUACUUCAAAGGCGUGUGGAAGAGGUGUCAAAGUUGUGUGAGAGUCGCAGCAAGGAGCAAGAGAAGAGCUUUCGUCUAAACUUCCAGUGACUCUGCAUAAAGGAUGACACAGCCCCAUUAGUUUAAAUGAAUAUUGUUUUGAUCAUUGUUAGAAUAAAAAAUGUGUACUUUUUACUCAUCA
This is a messenger RNA of Electrophorus electricus (electric eel), 1894 nucleotides long. It is a transcript of the gene nup62l, whose product is annotated as nucleoporin 62 like. Gene Ontology annotation, molecular function: structural constituent of nuclear pore; phospholipid binding. The record is from RefSeq and is a predicted model, not a curated record. Gene Ontology annotation, cellular component: nuclear pore central transport channel; nuclear pore. NCBI's taxonomy places the organism in Eukaryota, Metazoa, Chordata, Actinopteri, Gymnotiformes, Gymnotidae. Gene Ontology annotation, biological process: RNA export from nucleus; protein import into nucleus.